CCAUUCUCUCUCUCUCUUCUCAUUCCAUCAAAACCAUGAACAUCCUUGUCUACUCUGGCGAGGGCACCUCAAGGACCUCUCUCGCCCACACGGUCCGCUCACUACGUUCCCUGGUCGGCCAGCACUACGAUGUUAUGAAAAUCGACUCCAAGGGUCUCGCGACCGAGCCCUGGGAAGAAUCCACGGCCUUGCUCGUCAUCCCCGGUGGACGUGAUAUCCCCUACACCCGCGACCUACAUGGACCUGUCAUUGAGAAGAUCCAGGAAUAUGUUCGAGCCGGAGGGAAGUUCUGGGGUAUCUGUGCAGGGGCCUAUUUCGCAUCGGAUCGGAUUGUCUUUGAGGUCGGCACACCGCUCGAAGUUCAGGGCAAUCGCGAAUUGAAGUUCUUUGGAGGCGAGUGCCGUGGAGUUGUAUAUCCGGGCUUUGUGUAUGACUCGGAGCAGGGCGCGAUUGCGGUCGAGGUUCGGGUGAAUAAGGAGGCGCUUGGUGCAGGUACAGAAGCAGCAGCAGCAAAGGAUGGACUAGCUGAGAGGACGAGGGUCUAUUUUAAUGGCGGAGGGUUCUUUGUGGAUGCGGAAAGGUAUCCCGGAACCGAAGUCUUGGCAUGGUACGACGACGACAGCAACGAGGGGGGCGACUCGACACGCAAAGCGGCUAUGGUUGCUUGUCAGGUUGGACAGGGACUCGCGUUGUUGACGGGUGUACACCCAGAGUAUGAUGCUGCGCAUCUGGAUGCGGCGAACCCAGAGUACGGACCGUUGCCGAAUGUCGUGAGCCGGCUACUGGAGAAGGACCGGGAACGAGUUUCGCUACUCAGGAGCCUGAUCAUGAAGCUGGGGAUCAAGUUGACGCACCCCAAUAUCUCGACUACUGCUCCCCAGACCGCACCUGUCGAGGAUGACGCUGUUAACCCAGAGUUGCCUCCUGGAGCGAUCCAGGGAAUCCCGGAUGUGACACCACUCUAUCUGGCGUCAUUGCACCCUUCAUACACCGCCGAAUUGACACGUUCGUUGAGAUCGCUUGUGACAGCAGAGGGAUUGAUUAAGGAACCGAACGAUACCUUCCAGUUGAUUGCCUCUCCUCAGCAAUCCGUUCCUGUGCACACAUCUACGCUCUCUGAGACGGCCGAGGGUGAGAGCGAGGAAAAGAUCAUCAAGAACCUUGUCCUCUGCCCCGAUGAUGUACCCUCACCCACGCAGACGCCCCACUUUGCCAUGGGCGAUUUCUUCCGUCACCUGCAGCAUAUCCGCCCACCAUCCAAGGACCUUCAUUUCGGGAACUGGCUGAUGUAUGGCCAAGUAGUUUCGUCAACCCAGACGAUGCUGGACAAGAACUUUGCGUUCUGUCAACAUCUUCCCAACGGAUUCGUGUGCAAUGCGACGACGCAGGUUGCCGGACGGGGACGCGGACGAAACUCUUGGAUCUCGCCUCCGGGAUGUCUUCAGUUCUCGAUGGUGCUGCGCCAUCCGGUUCAGGCUCGGCAUGCGUCCGCGGUGUUUGUUCAGUACUUGGUCGCGCUUGCCGUUGUCGAGAGUGUGUGCUCGUUGCCCGGGUAUGAGGAUGUGCCGUUGCGACUCAAGUGGCCGAAUGAUAUUUACGCGGACGCACCUCUGGAGGGAGGACAGGAGCAGGCGGGGCCGAAGAUGGUCAAGAUCGGAGGUGUGCUGGUGAAUUCGAACUUUAGUGGAUCCGAGUUCUUGUUGGUCAUUGGAUGCGGAGUGAACACGACGAACCCGAACCCGACGACGUCGAUCAAUCAUAUUAUCCGAUACCACAACAAGGUCACCGGCAAGAACCUCGGUCUAUUUACACAGGAGACGCUCCUGGCGCAUAUCCUGGUCAAGCUGGAAGAGAUGUAUGGGCUGUUCUUGCACGGAAACGGCACUGGGUUUGCACAGCUGGAACAUACCUAUUACAGGCGAUGGCUGCACUCGAACGCGUUUGUGACGCUGACGACGAUGACACCCCAUCGGAAGGUCAGGAUCCAAGGAAUCACGCUGGACUAUGGGCUUUUGCGGACGGUUGCGGUGGAUGAGCAGGGUCGGGAUGUGGAGGGCGAGGAGUACAGGCUGCAGCCGGACGGUAACUCGUUUGAUAUGUUGAAGGGCUUGAUCUCGACCAAGGCAUAGGUUCAUCAAGAGGACGUGCUUAUUCUGAAUAAACGAGAAUGCGCUAUUUGCAAGUGA
Molecule: messenger RNA, 2186 nt
Organism: Gamsiella multidivaricata
Lineage: Eukaryota; Fungi; Mortierellomycota; Mortierellomycetes; Mortierellales; Mortierellaceae
Product: biotin-protein ligase
Exons: 2
Coding region: 36-2129 (697 amino acids)
Biological process (GO): protein modification process
Cellular component (GO): cytoplasm
Molecular function (GO): biotin--[biotin carboxyl-carrier protein] ligase activity
Source: RefSeq, a predicted model, not a curated record